CUUGGGUUCUUUUCCUUUUUCUAUUCCAUCAAUUUCACUCUACUUGCAUGGUUUUUUUUUGUACUUAACUUUUGAACUUUGUUAGGCUAAAAUGAGUGUGGAGUUCCCUUACUUGUAUUCAAGCACUGCUUUGAUGUGUUUGAUGGGAUCAAUACAAGGAGCUUUAUAUGCAGUUUGUACUGUGGGGGAUUGGAAUCAAUGGAAGCUUGGGUGGAAUGUUAGGCUUCUAGCUGUUGCUUUUGUGGGAAUCAUGGGAUCUUCUUUGUUCGUGUUCUUGGUAUCAUGGGCUGUUAGGUUGAAGGGACCAUUGUAUAUAGCUAUAUUCAAUCCAUUGGGGCUUGUGCUUGUUGCUGUUGUGGGAUCUUUGUUACACGAUGAAAAGUUGCAUUUAGGAAGUAUCAUAGGGGGAUUAAUGAUAAUAUGUGGAGUAUACAUGGUGCUAUGGGGCAGAGCCAAAGUGAUGAAGCAACAAACACAGGUUGAUGAAGAAUCAAAUGAAAUAGUAGAAGAUGAACAAGAGCAUGAAGGAACUGAAACUCCACCUGUAAUAAUUUUAGAUUAAAAUUUUGUCUUUUUUUCCCCUCAAUACUGAAAAAAAAAAAUUGGCCAUUAGCAGCAACUUACAGUUUACUGCCAGAUAUAUUUGUUGCGCAAGACAUUGUUUUGAAAGCUCAUCUUUGGUGAUUUAUUACCUGUAAUUCGAAGGCCAAUUUGUUCACAUGAUAUUAAAUCAUUUAUUAUAUAUUAUUAUAGCUAUGUAGCAGCAAUAUAUAGCUAGCAAUUAUAUGUUGUUUUUAUGAGUAGAAUUAUCCAAUGAAAGGGUUUCUUUGUGUUGUGUGCAUGAACCUAUGAGAGCUUGCCAUAAUCAUCAUCUCAUCUUUUAAAAUGGUUUUGACGGACGAAUUUAACAUAUAUUUUAAUUUAAUAUAAUUAUUUAAAAAUUGUUAUUAACUUAUUAUGUAUAAGUGGUGGAUUUAUUUAUUUAUUUAUUUUAUGGUUAAAAUAUUUAAUA
Gossypium raimondii (Peruvian cotton) is the source of this 1012-nucleotide messenger RNA. RefSeq names its product WAT1-related protein At1g68170-like. Lineage: Eukaryota; Viridiplantae; Streptophyta; Magnoliopsida; Malvales; Malvaceae. Gene Ontology annotation, cellular component: plasma membrane. The coding region runs from base 92 to 562 and encodes 156 amino acids. The record is from RefSeq and is a predicted model, not a curated record. Gene Ontology annotation, molecular function: transmembrane transporter activity. The transcript is spliced from 3 exons.